GAUGCCAAAAAAAAAAAUGGUCUUAUUUUUCUCAAAAUCCGGUUUGCAUAGGAAACUUCAGAAGGGUUCCUGCAGUGAAGGGAAUAGCUGCCCCUCUGUCCUAGGAUCUGCUCCUGCGUCCCUGAGCUCCCCGUGGGAUGAGGAGGCUGGGAGGGAGGAGGCUGGGAGGGUCGAGGCUGGGAGGGUCCGCUGCAUGCCGAACCUGCCGGGCAACCCAGCGCUGCUGAGGUUAAAGAUCGCGAAGGGGGCAGGGCAUGCUGGUUUUAAAGUUCUGGUUAAUGACCGUCAGUUACGAUUUCUGGGUGGGGUGUGGGGUCCUUUGCCUCCAUCCCAGCCCGGAGGCCCCCCCGGCCCGAGAGUGGUCACAGCCCACAAGAACAGCGUGUGGCAAAAAUGAGACUUUGCAAGGUGAGAUGUGUUACUCACGCAGAGCUGCGAAGGGCUUUAUAAAUGGAAAGUAGAGACAGAAUUUUCCAAAAUGUUAACUUGUUCCCCACCCCCCAACCUAUAGUGCCCCCACUUUCUUUUUAAACCAAAAGAGCGAGCUAGUGGUUCAGUGAUGGUUCUGAGCUUGUCCUUUUUAUGGAAAGAUUUGGGAGAGUCAGUCCCUCGGGCAAGGCUGGGGCCAGAGAGAGAAAUGGCUCCCAUGCCGGUUAGUCCAGGGGUGAGGAGGGGGCCCUGUAGCCGGAGCAAGUGCCCAGAGCCCCGAGGGGCGGGCAGGAGGUGAGUUCUGUUGCACGGCAGCUCAGGGACACCCUGGAAUCCGGAUGGGGUGGGCCCGGGGCAGCCUCUUGUCACCUUCCUUCUGGGAAGCCUGUCCCCUGGGUUAGUUUAUAGGGAUGCAGAUUAGCUCCAGAUAGGACUUGGCCAAUAGAGGGGAUGAUUAUCUCAAAAUCAAGGAAGAGGAAGUCAUAAACAUGUGACUGACUGGGCUUAUUAGUUUUUCCUGGCUGGGCAUUCGGUGGGAUUAAUUUGUUGGUGUUUAAUAAAUCGUUACGGAUCAGCGUUGUAGGAGAGUCUUAGGCUUUGGAUGCGACUUAGAACUUGGAGCUGAUCGCAAAGGACACUGAUAGAGGGCUGUCUGCGUGCUGAGAUCCUGUAACUUAGCUGUGGCUUUUCUGGGCACAGAUGUGCGACCGCAACGGCGGGCGGCGGCUCCGGCAGUGGCUCAUCGAGCAGAUCGACAGCGGCAUGUACCCGGGACUGAUCUGGGAGAACGACGAGAAGAGCAUGUUCCGGAUCCCCUGGAAACAUGCGGGCAAGCAGGACUAUAACCAGGAAGUGGACGCGUCCAUUUUCAAGGCCUGGGCAGUUUUUAAAGGGAAGUUUAAAGAAGGGGACAAGGCUGAACCAGCCACUUGGAAGACGAGGCUACGCUGUGCUCUGAACAAGAGCCCGGAUUUUGAGGAAGUGACCGACCGGUCCCAGCUGGACAUUUCUGAGCCGUACAAAGUGUACCGCAUCGUACCCGAGGAGGAGCAGAAAUGCAAACUCGGCGUGGCGACUCCCGCCUGCGUGAACGAGGUCUCGGAGAUGGAGUGUGGGCGCCCGGAAAUCGACGAGCUGUUGAUCAAGGAGCCUUCCGUGGACGACUAUGUGGGCAUGAUCAAGAGGAGCCCUUCCCCGCCAGAGCCCUGUCGCAGUCAGCUCCUUCCGGACUGGUGGGCGCAGCAGCCCGGCACAGGCUUGCCGCUGGUGCCGGGGUACGCCGCCUAUGAUGCGCACCACUCAGGUACGGGGCGCUCGGGGCCGGGCGCGGGGCACGGACACUGUCAGGGGACGAGGGCCAGACAGUCCCGGCAGAGUCUGGUGACGCUCAGGACCCCGGCUGUCCUCCUGACAGCUGCCCCUAGGGUUGACAUUCGGGCGUGUUGGUGGCAUUUUCUGGGCACAAAGGAAGCCGGGGUGUCUGCCCAGGAAAGGGAACCCAGCGGCAACGCCGUGGUGAGCCGGGGCCGGCCCAACAAGCUGGAGCGGGACACGCGUGUGCCCAGGUUCUUCGACACCAGCCAGUUCUUCCGAGAGCUGCAGCAGUUCUACGGCAGCCAGGCCCGGCUGCCCGACGGCAGGGCGGUGCUGUGCUUCGGGGAGGAGUUUCCGGACAUGGCGCCCUUGCGCUCCAAGCUCAUCCUGGUGCAGGUGGAGCAGCUGUACGUCCGGCAGCUGGCGGAGGAAGCCGGGAAGAGCUGCGGCGCCGGCUCCGUGAUGCCAGCCCCCGAGGAGCCCCUGCCGGACCAGGUCUUCCGGAUGUUUCCGGAUAUCUGCGCCUCCCACCAGAGACCCUUUUUCAGAGAAAACCAGCAGAUCACCGUCUAAGUGUCUCUCCGGGGCCCCCCACCCGCCAGCGUCUCGCACCUCUGGGUGACAGUCACAGCCGUGGCUCCCCACGGACGCGGGCCCCUCUGCCCCGGGCGGGACGCCGUGCUCGGCUCUCGGCUCAGCGACCGCCUUCGCGGAGGAGCCGGCGUGGAAAACAAAGUCGCGCCACCGUUCCGCCGUUCCGGUGCAAACGUGGGAGACUUACGCCAAAUGGUCUGGAUGCCAUAACUAUAACCCGUGAUUACGGAUUUGUUUUUUUUUUUCCCUGCCUUUUCCCUCCCUAGUUAUCAUUAGUUGCUUUGUUUCUUUCUGCAUUUGGGGCAAAUGGACAUUUCCAAAGACUUGCUGUUCCAUGCUGUCAGCAGACAGCUGCUGCAGGUAAAGGAAUUUGGAGUUUAAAACCAACUUGUGAAAACAGGACUGUUUUUAUACAUUUUUUUAGAGAGUUAUAGAUUUAUGAUUUCAUAUGCUUGAUUCUAUGCAAAGCAUCUUUUUACUUUUAAGCAUCUUGAUAAGAUUUAAAGAUAUUUAGAUGCAAGCCUCCCUUUAAUGAGUGAGACCGACACUUUUCUUAGAAGAAAGUACGUUCUUCCUAGACUUUUUGGUGCCGGGAAACCGCGUGUUCCUGCCCAGGUGAACUGGCGCCUUUUCACCUUCAGACAUUGAAGACUUUCCCGCUGAGGAAGCUUUGAGCUAAAUUUAUUUUUCCAUUUCUGUAAUUAAACCGUUCCAGAUCCUGCUUUCUUUUCUUCUUUCUAAAUGGUUUUGACCUGUUUUUUAAAAACAUUUGUACUUUGAAUCGUCUUAUUUUUACAUGUCCUAUUGUAAACAGCUUUGAAUCUUU
Molecule: messenger RNA, 3163 nt
Organism: Microcebus murinus (gray mouse lemur)
Lineage: Eukaryota; Metazoa; Chordata; Mammalia; Primates; Cheirogaleidae
Source: RefSeq, a predicted model, not a curated record